CACUUUUACCGCCGCCCGUUCCCAGCUCGCCCCGCGCCUCGGCGGCGCACACACAAACCACCAGCUCUGCUCCUCCGGUCAUUCGACAGGGGAGACCCCGGCGUGUGCGGACGUCGCGACGAGAGCGCCUUCUCUCUCCUGUGCCGCGCCGUGCGCGCUUUGCUCGGCGCUCUCACUACGCUCCGUUCGCGUUGGCCGCGUUGCGCGCGCGAGCUUGUGUUGUGCGCGACUUCGGCGACUGGCUUGUGCUUUGGUUUUACCUUCCCCUUGUCGUCGGUGUGUGAUUUCGUUUUUUUUUCCUAUGUAUAUUUUUUCUUUGUACAACGCCCCAUACCUGGAUUAAUGAGAGCAACGAGACCGGACGAAGCGGACCUCCGCCCUCUGCUGCUUCCGUGUCUUCUAUGAGAGUCGCCUGGGACAACUGAAACCCUGACGGCGGCGACCGCGAUGUACUACGCGAGCUUCUUCCCUCCGGCGGUCCGGCCGUUCGACGGCCGCGGCCCGCUGGACGGCGUGACCGCCGCCGCGGCAGCGGCUGCGCUCGCCGGCUCCGCGGGCGUCCGCGGGGAGCGCGGCGAGAUUCCGCUGGACCUGUCGCUCAAGCACGUGCGGCCCGACGGGCCCGAGGCCGCGGCAGCCGAGGAGCUCCUGCUCCUCGAGCACCGCAAGCUGGCUGCUGCCUACGGCCGGCACCUGCUCGAUCCGGCAGCAUUCCUGCGGCUGCAGCACUACCAGCAGCGAGUCGCCGCCGACGCCUUCCUGCAGCAGGCUUUCGGGAGCGCCGCAGCGGCGCAGCACCACGCCAUGGCCGCCGCCCGGCUGGGCUGCCUGGACCAGCAGGUGGCCUUCCACUCGACCGCCCGGGCGGCGGCGCCUUCCACGGCCGCCUUCCUGGAGCCGGCCGCCGCGCUGGCGCUCAGCAUGCGAGGCGCGGGCGCGCCAGCGCUGGCGCCGGGAGACCUGGCCCGGUCGCUGUACCCUCCGACGGCGGCCACCGCGCUUCCCGCCGGCUACUCCUCCGUCUUCGCCGACAUGAUGCCCAAGCCGGACCCGUGCCGCCUGGCCGACGACGCCAAGGCCGGCUCGUACCCUCGCGCGAACGGCGUGUCCGCCGCGGACAAGGCCUCCUCGUCGUCGUCCUCCUACAUCGCGGACCCAGUGCGUUACGCGGCCGAGCACAUGCAGAGGCUGCAGGAGAGCCAGACGUCGGCCAAGUUCGCCUCCACUUCGGGCUCGGCGCAGACCACGAGCACUUCCUCCACCUCGUCUUCGUCGUCAUCUAGGGAGCAUAAAAAGUCGUCCUCUAACCGCCACACGACGGACACGUCCACGUCGUCCAGCUCGUCGUCGUCGACGGCUGCGGCAAAUGCGGCGGCGGCCGCGGCCGCAGCCGCGGCUCUAAACCUCCUGGGCCCGAGGCCCUCGCUGGGCGGUGGCCUCAGCUCGGCGUUCGGCGAGACCGUCAAGCGGGAAGACUACCUGAACGCCGCCGCCCACCUGCCCUACUACCCGGGUUGGGGCCUGCCUCCGAUCAUUCCCCCACCCACCACGACGCCGCUGCUGACUACGCCGAGCCCGCAGAAGAAGAAGGACUCGUCGUCGCGCUCCUCGGACCGAUCGUCGUCCGAGUCGCGAAACAACAGCCGCAGCAGCAGCAGCCACCACGGCAAGUCGAGCAAGCGCUCGUCCUUUUCCUCCAACAACGUCGACCACCACCAGCACCACCAGCACAUAAGCGACGUGGUAGUCAUCGACGAAGAGCAGCGGUCCCGGCUCACCUCCUCUCUCAGGCUCGGCUCGUCCAGCGGCGGCCGGCCCCCGCCGCCCCCCGAGCCGGAGCGCGCCAAGAUGCCGCGGCUCGAAGCGAUGCAGCCGCCGGACGAGGCCAAGACCUCGCACGCCGGCAGCAGUGACGGCGGCAAGCGGCCAGCCACCAAGAGCCCACUGAGCCCGCCGCCGCUCAUCGCGGCCGUGCCGCCGGCGACAAGUCCCAAGACGGCCGAGCCAUCGGCCGCGCCCGGGGCCCUGCUCCUGGGCAAGCCGACUCUGCCCCUGGCUUCGACGGCGAGCGCGACGGCCUCGAGCCUGCACGCAAAGCACAGCAACCACCACCACAGCAAGCUGACCACGCCGCACGACGAGAAGCCGACGCUGAACUUCUUCUUCAGGGACCACAAGGCAGCGACAACGGCGGCGCCCUCGAGCGUCGCUUCGGUGCCACGCAACACGGCCGCGGAGGUCAUCGCGCACGCGCACCAAGCGCACCUGCAGUACCUGCAGCAGCUGCACAGCAGCAACGGCGGUCACGUGCUGCCCCCGUCGUCGGCGCUGCCCGCCAUGGAGGCCACCUCCGCGUUUGGCGUCACGUCGCCCAUCAAGGAGGAAAGCCCCCGCCCGGCGCAUCACCACCACCACCACCACCUCCCAGCGACGACAUGCACGACAACUUCGACGCUGACGCCGGGCAAGGACGCCACGCCGGCGCACGCCAAGUCUUCGCCGUCGCCGUCUCAGGACCGGGUCAAGGAGCCGAGAACAGUCGAGGCAACGACGGUGCGGAUCCAGAAAGAAAACGGCGGUGUCCGGUACUCGAUUCACCCCAAGAAGCGCAAGCUCGACUCGGACGAGCAGUCACCCCCGGCUACCCCGUCGUCGGCGCUUGCGGCUUCCUCGGCGCCCGCGUCCUCUGAAGAGAACGACUCGUCCAGUCGUCGGCGCGCCUCGCGUAGCCCCGAGCGCAGCGUCGAGUCGGCCUCGCGGCGCCGACCCCAGAGUCACUCGGCCGACUCCGUGCUCUCGUCGCUGAGGCCCGAGCUGCGCCAGCGCAGGAUGCAGUACCACGCGGUGCGCAGGCGCAAGCUGCGCUCGGGACUCGACAUGAUCCGGCGCCGCAAGAGGACGAGCACCACCGCCGCCAAGCUGGCGGGAAGGAGCGACCGCAAGCCCUUCGGCGAGCUGAACUACAGCGCGCCCGCGGAUCUCAGCAAAAUUCCACUGAACAAGUCCACGGGCGAGACGGUUCUCCACCGGGCAGCCCGCCUUGGUCACGUGGAUCUGGCCUGGUGCUGCCUCGAGUCCCGCGAGGGCGGCUCGGUCGAAUCGUGCGACGUGAACGGACAAAGCCCUCUGCACGAGGCGGCCUCCCGCGGACACCUACGCGUCGGGCGAGCCCUGCUGCAGUGCGGAGCCGACCCCAACGCAUGCGCACACAACGGAAGGCGGCCCCUGCAUGACGCCGUUGAGAAAGGUCACGUAGAGAUGGUGCGACUGUUGCUGUCUUAUGGCGCCGACGCCAUGCUCACGACGGGCUCCGGGCUGUCACCUCUCGAGCUGGCCAGGUCGCCCAUCAUGGUUGAACUGCUCAGAGGCUUCCUCUCUGACAUGGCCGGCGAGAGUAUCGACGGAAGCCCCGUGCUGCCGUGGCACUUUGCAGGCACAGCCUCUCUCAUGGAUCCGAAGGAUACCGGCUUCGACGUCCUGGCCGGUGCGCCCGCCGAGGACUCUGGCGAUGACAUGCUCUUCCAAGUGAGCGAGUCGGCUCAGAUAGCCACCUAUCGGCUCAGCCCACACCUGGCCGGAACAGCGGAACGAAGCUGCAGCGAGUGCGUCCGGCUCGACGACGUCCUUCAGCGCCUGCGCAUCUCGGCCGAAGAGUUCCGGCAGCGGUUCCCGGCCGUCGAGGUGCUCGUGCUACCCGCGCACGAGCUGCGCGCCAAGACCACGACCCCGUGGCUGGACGCCGAGGCGACCGCGAGCCCGCACGAGACCAGCGGCGGACCGGAGGCCUCGUGCUCCUCGCCGCCUUCGCCGUCGCAGCCGGUGGCCGCCGUGCCGGCGCUGCGGUUCGACGCCACCGUGCGCAGCAUCCUCGGCCUCCACAACCCUAUCCCGCGAUGAGCGGCCGCCUACGGUGUUGUGCUGCGUCAUCGCCCCUCCUCCGCCGCGUAGUCACUACCGCCACCAGAGUGUCGCCCUUUAGGACCACCGCUCUUCCUCCCGUCCACAGCUCGUCCGAAGCCGAGCGCACGGCGGUACGCCGGACCAGCGAGGCGCCGUGCGCGGCCGCCGCUCCCCCCCGAAGGGGGGAUGCAGACACCCCCGCUUCCUCCAGACACCGCCACUGGCGCUGGCGCCAGAUGAGACACUGCAAGGUCUCGCAACCGAGUGCGCGCGGCUCGCGAAACACGCUGUGCAGACACUGAACGAAACCGUGACGCGUUGUUGCCGCGCGCAGCGUGUGUGUGUGUGUGUGUCAUCCAGGGGGCGCUGCGUGUCGUUUUCGCCGCUACGGACGACGCUGCUGCUCACCGGCACGACGACCGCGACGAACAGUCUGCCGGAGUUGGCUUGUGUGGGACGUUGCCAGACGUGCGCGGCGGAACUGCCACUGACUGUAGACGCCGCCGCCGCUCCGUUUGUCGGGACGUUGUGCAAACUGACGUGCAGCGGACGAUUUCUCGCCGUGUCGUAUAGCGUCCGGCGUGUUGUAUUUCACCUGGCGUUGGGAGGCGCCUAAGGCAACGCUGUGCGCGCACCCAUGCUUGGCCUCCGGCGUUUGUCGUAGUUUGUGCCGUAUUCCACUUGCAGUCAUUUCUUCCCUGUACCGGUCAAAACUGGCCAUCCAGGUUUAUUACAAGUGCAUCGCUUUUUCCCACAUCAUUUUGUGUCCUUGAUGGUGCGUGCUGUAUACAACUCCACGCUGCGUCUAUUAUUAUGCGUCCGAGGAUGCUCCUGUAAAAAAAAAAAGACAGAGAGGGAAAGAAAACGAGAAGGGCAUUUUAGGGACUGUUCAACGCUUUGCUUUCCCUUGGCCGUUAUUUAUAUGUUGGCGUGCGUGCUUCCCGCUAUAGUAGCGCGCGCAUCCUGAAAAGCGCUAUUAGCGCAUCCCUUAUUUCCCUGCUGUCAGCAUCUAUCUCUCUACACUCGCGCCUGUUGUUCCCGCACGAUGUUGCGCUAUCCCUUUUCAAGGUAAACGAGUGCCGUGAACGUUGUUGCGUAUAACUCCAGCAAGAUGUCCAAACAGCCUCUGCGCGUUUACACCACCUACAAGUGCCACUCACGUUAGCUCUUGUGGGCGAGGGGGGGUGAGGGUGUUUGCCGGCUUGCCUGUAAAAACAAAACGCCGCGUGUAUUCCUUACAUGUUUUCCCACGAUCACCCGAUACGUCGUUGAGAGACUCCAGGUCCAGCCGCGUACACUUUCCGUCACGAUAUCGUCUAGUUAGCUGUCUCGCAUGGACAGCAGCCCAGUCACCAGCAAUGUCAAUACAUGAGCCUUGUAUAUGAAAUUCCGCAAAAGUUUCCUCUAUUUCUGUUUUUUUUCCCUGUCGGUUGGCGAAGAGCUUUCAAUGGCCGUAAGGUCCUUCAGCUGUAUUCUUCCCUUCUUUUGUACCGUACAUUCUUUCGCGGAAAAAGGGAAUGCGCAAGCGCUGACGUGCAAAUUCACAGCCAGCCCUGGUGAGCAAACACGCGCUGGUGGAUCAUGACCGUCGUUUUAAGCUGCAAGCGGCUUCCUGUGUUACUGCGAAGCCUAGUCGUCGCGAUAGUUGCAGCGACGGCUUCUCUUCUAAGUCCAUGUUGUAGCGUAGCGCUGUGUGUGCUGUAUGUGCGUGUCAACCUAUCUGAGAAAAAAAAAUUGUUACCCGCAGCAAUUGCAGAGCGAUGAUGUAUCGAGAAACUUUUUAUUUUCUUUUUUGGUCACCGCGAGAGAGCGAAGCAUUUUUCGCCGUAGCGUCGUCGCAUUGCCCGUUACUCACUCCGCCAAAUAAUCUUUGGUGUCGCCUCUGUUCUUGGCUUCUGCGUAAGCCUACUUUUCUUUUUUUUUUUUUGUCUUGUUUUCGUUCUUAAGCAGACUUCGCAGACUUCCUAUGAGCCGCGUGUUGAUGUUGCUUCGCUCCUGGCACAAGUUCGUGCGAAAUGUGGCCAUAAUUUACGCGACCGUUUCUCUCUCCGUGCUCGAGCAAGACUUCCUUUUGUUGACAGUAUUCUUUGCGCUUAGUCAAAAUCUUGGACGCAUUUGCCCUUCGUUUCUGAACCUUUCACCACGCGUCCUGUAUUACUGGCACGUGUUCCUUGGCGUAGCCUUAUCGUUAAGGCGCUGCGCUAAAUCAAAUGCCCAUCGACACGCUUGUUUAGAAGGGCCGCAUUCGAACGUUGUUUUAAUUACCAUUUCUUAAUUUUAUGGCUUGUACUCCAGGCUGCUUAGGAAGGGAGUAAGAUAUGAGAAAAAAGAAAGAACAUGUGGCUUGUAACUUUGAUAACAGACGAAGCAUUGUCCAAACGUUUUGCUUACUUAGUUGCCCAUUUCUCCAGUUUGGAGUAUUUAGUGUCCGAAGGAGAAAAACCUUCCAAUAGCAAACAGUCUGCAUUUGUACCUGCCAUUAUGAUUUUUAAAAUUUCUUAUUUUCAUGCCCCCUUGCCUUAGGGCCUGCCUCGCGCGUUAAUUGCGUGCCCUUGAAUGCCGCGUGCAUCUUGCCUGUUUGGCUUUUAAAGCCCGCGCUACACAGAGAAAAAAAAAAAAUCUAAACGCCGUUGCGCAUCUUCCAGCUUCGCCGCGAGCAUUCAACGCCUUUCGCCCGCAGAUGUUCCCGCGGCAGUUUUUUGCAGUCGACAUGUAGCCUACGAAAAGAAAAGCUUCGCGAUCGUCCGUUGUUUAAAGCGUACGGCUCUGGCCGGCGACCUUCGUGUCAUUCCUUGCUUUGUUGUCUUCGCGAGCCCUUAGUAUAUGACCACUGCUAGGAGGAGUGAAAAAAAAUAUAAAGAACACCUGUACUGCUGUCAACUUUCGCAGAGUGUCUUAAAUGUAAGAGGGAGAUUUAAAGAGAGAGGAAAAAAAAAAAGAUGUACUGGUUGCUGCAACUACCUGCAGUGUUCGUUGUUUCGGACCCUUUGUCCACGUGCCUAGAGGAAAGUUUCUCUCGACUAUUUGGGAUCUCGUUCUUUCUCGUAGCCGUGUUUCGCCGUGUGUUUGUGCGUGGGUGUGUUUUGGGUGUUGUCUCCGUGUACACCCGCGCCAUGAGCAGCGGCACGGGAGGUGUCGGCCGUAAUGACCUGCGUAGACGAAUUGCCUGACGUUGUUGACCUCUCUGCUCCUCUCCGCCGUAGCGAUGACGAUUUCAGCACGUGUUUUAGAAGAGAAAUGUGCGUGCGCACAACACGCUUUCCUUAGCGCCUCGACCCUUAUUUCUUUUUUUUUGAAGUCACUUGAGCGUCGUCGGCAAAUAAAACAGAAUUCAAAACGUGUGUGCGCCGAGCUUUCCCUGCUUCUAUAGAAAAUUAAGUUGGGAAGGCCCGAUAGGAAAACAACGCUAGAAGAAACAUGUUUGGAAUAGAAAUCGAGUACCCGUCAUUAUGUGUCAAAUUCUCUACGCUACGGGAAACGCCGAGCUUCAAGGCUACGUGGCGGUGCGUGCAUCCGGCGUUAUCUGCUAGCUGAACAGACGACUUUGUAACCGUGGGUUGCAUUAGGAGAAUGAACCGAGGAGAAAGUGCAGAUUUAUGUAUAAACAUGCCGACCGUCCUUCACUGCCCUGGUCUGUAUGUCCUAUACCGAAGAGCGCCAGUAAAUGUCACAUAUUGAGUUGUUAACCAGUCCAAGGUUUCCAUAUGAAGAAACGUUCUAUUGUUUCUUUUUUAUUUUAUUUUUUUAAAUUUCGAAGUGGGAUCCAUUUGUAUGCUGCUGCGACAGAACGAACCUCCUUCUCCUCUGUCCACACUAGUGCAGCAUUGAAGGAAUUGCCGGAUUUCAUAAAUGGUCUAUCUAGAACUUUGUUUUCUACUGUGUUGAAGUGCUUGUCGUUAGCGAAAGUCCACUGACAGCUCCAAAUUUUCGGCUAACAGGUUGGCUUGAAUACUUUCUUUUCCCUUGCUUUCAUGAUACCGACAUAAGUUUGCGCGUUGGCGUUGGCACUCAUUUUACUUUCCGAUUGACAGCAUUUCGAAUUAACAAUGUCGCAAGCAUAAGGCUUGCUGGCAUGACCGCUUUGUGUCUCCCGAUUGUGCGACGUUGCGAACUAGUCUUAACAGUGUUCCGUUUGACUAAACCUGUUUUACUGUUUACCCUUUCCGUCUGUUUAAACAGGCGUAGCUUUAAAUGUGUGUGGUCUGAAUUUCCAUUUGCCGCAUUGUGAUGAAUGGAGCGAUCGCCAGUGGACAUUCGCAGGCGAUGUGCAUUGCAUCGCGCCCUAAGUGUGUGUGUGUGUGUAUGUGUACACGUGUACAACAUGUAUCGUCUUUCUAUGUACGAAUUUGUUCGUGUCGGCGUACGUCUUCAGCUUUCUCUGCGAACUUUUUUUCUUCCGGCGGGUGAUCGACGCUCUGAACAUCUCUCCUGCGGAUGGGCUGUUUUCUUUUUUUCUUUUUUUUUGCCUAGUUUCCGGAGUCGCUUACUUUGCUCGCUGUAUUUUUGGAUGUACCAUAUAUGAAUGUAUUUUGUAAAUAAUGCCGUGUAAAUAGGAAACAUCAGAAGGAUUAUAAUAUACUGUAUUCACCUGGAAAAAUGAUAAAAAGGUGUCCAAAUGAA
This is a messenger RNA of Dermacentor andersoni, 8520 nucleotides long. RefSeq lists its product as uncharacterized. NCBI's taxonomy places the organism in Eukaryota, Metazoa, Arthropoda, Arachnida, Ixodida, Ixodidae. Gene Ontology annotation, cellular component: nucleus. The record is from RefSeq and is a predicted model, not a curated record. Gene Ontology annotation, molecular function: transcription corepressor activity; protein binding. Gene Ontology annotation, biological process: negative regulation of transcription by RNA polymerase II.